Macrosteles quadrilineatus (aster leafhopper) is the source of this 3294-nucleotide messenger RNA. RefSeq names its product protein phosphatase 1D (gene Pp2C1). Gene Ontology annotation, biological process: protein dephosphorylation. The transcript has 9 exons. Gene Ontology annotation, molecular function: cation binding; mitogen-activated protein kinase binding; protein serine/threonine phosphatase activity. The record is from RefSeq and is a predicted model, not a curated record. Lineage: Eukaryota; Metazoa; Arthropoda; Insecta; Hemiptera; Cicadellidae. Gene Ontology annotation, cellular component: cytosol; nucleus. The coding region runs from base 91 to 2004 and encodes 637 amino acids.
UGACUGAGACUGAGAAAUUAAUGGCGCCUUGUAGUUGUGUAACGGUUAGAAAUUUUCAAGUUUUUGUUGGUGGAUUUAGUUAAUAAUAUAAUGACGUCUGGUAUUGGUGUUAAUCUACGUGUCACGGGGCACUGUAGUCAAGGGGGUAGAAAAUAUAUGGAGGAUAUGUUUUCAGUUGCAUACCAGCAAACAGUUAAUCUAAAAGAUUUGGAAUAUGCAUUUUUCGGGAUAUUUGAUGGCCAUGGAGGGCCUCAAGCAGCCAGAUUUGCCAAAGAACAUUUAUUAGAUUCAAUUGUCAGUCAAAAUCACUUUUGGUCUGGCAAUGAUGAAGAUGUGCUAAGAGCAAUCCGUGAUGGAUAUCUUGCCACACACUAUUCAAUGUGGAAAGACUUGGAAAAAUGGCCAAAAACAACCACUGGGCUUCCAAGCACAUCAGGCUCUACGGCAACAGUUGCUUUCAUUAUGAGGGGCAAACUGUUCAUAGGUCAUGUGGGGGAUACAGCCAUUGUUCUGGGAUACCAGGAAGAUGGAGUCAAAGAAUGGAAAGCCAAGGUGUUGACUAAAGAUCACAAACCUGAAAGCUUGGAAGAGAAACAACGAAUAGAACAAUCUGGGGGCAAAGUGGUCAAUAAGUCUGGAGUCCCGCGGGUGGUGUGGAAUCGUCCCAGGCUAGGACACCAAGGCCCGGUGCGUCGUUCCACGCCCAUCGACGAGAUCCCAUUCUUAGCCGUAGCACGUUCCCUCGGAGAUUUCUGGAGUUACAACUCAGCCCUAGAUCAGUUUGUGGUGAGCCCGGAGCCAGAUGUGUUUGUUUGCCCAGUGGAUGUCUCUAAGUUCCGAUGCCUCGUGCUGGGGACUGACGGACUGUGGAACAUGAUGACUCCUGAGCGAGCUGUGGCCAUAGUCCAGGCUACUGAGAUCAACAAUGAGAAGCAUGUUAUCUACGGACGCAAGGACCAAUAUAACAAGGACUGGAUGAACCCCAGCAAGACCUUAGUAGACAAAGCUCUCGAGAGAUGGUGCAUGACAAAGCUACGAGCAGACAACACCAGUGUGGUGACAUUACUACUAGAUCCUCCAGGCCCUCCUCGAGCCCAGGUGUUACGCAAGCAAAUUAGUCAAAUGCAAGAGGAAAGCCUGGAUCCAGAUGAGCCAGAUGAGUCCAAACUAACAGUCCCCAAGUCUGGGGGUAUGGCUAUCUUGACUCAGUACCCAUCCACACAAGACAGGAUUGUAACUGCUAUCCAAAGAAGCGAGAAGAUUGUCCGACUUAACAACUAUAUUUUCUCUUCGAAAAUAGUGCCAAACACAGUGCAAACAGAAAAAGGGCCUUUGACUGAGGCAAAGACGUUUAAUGACGAUGUAACUUCCUCCGAGGAUCCUUUACGUCCGAGUAUUCCUCUGGAAACAAGAUUGGAAGGAAAGAACUCAAUGGAAGAUGGGAGCAGUGAUGCGGAAAAUAAGAGUGAGUUCUCGAACAAUGAACUUAAGAAGCGUAGACUUAGUCUAGAGAAGAAAAGCUCCAAGCCUGGAAUCCGCAGACGGUCCUCUUUGCCUGCUUUGAAUGGUAAAACCAACACCUUAUGCAAAUCUAGAAGUCUGGAAGAGUCCACUAGGAUGCUAAGAAGCGCUACACCAAUAAAAACUCUACGUUCCCGCAACAUUGACCUAAGUGAUCUGUCGUCGAGUGCUGGUACGAAGCGCAGCAGAGCUCCUAGCCCCCCUCCCAACAAGAAACAACGACUGGAGGAACGACCGGGGAACAAACCAGUGAACAAAUCUUCUGACUCAGAAUCCCCCUUUUACAUGUUGCGAACCGGAGAUGUGGAGCUUUUCGAGGAUUCUGUCAAAGGUGAUCUGUCUAAGAUGAUGAAAGACAGAAAGCACAAAUCGGUGUGGCAGGAGAAUGAGGACUCUGAUGGUGGAACUAUCAGCAGAAGACUGAGGUUAACUCCGGAAAUUAAGCGUCAGAGUAGAACCCACGUUGAGAUUACCAAGAAAUAACAUUCCUCUGCCGCACCUUGUAUAUAGACAUUGAUCUCACUAGUGAUGGGCAAUGAAAACAAUCCCUUGCCACAAACGUAUAUUAGUGCCUUAAGUGACUCAUCAGCUGGUCUGAAUGUUGACGGUUCCCACUCAACACAAUAUCUAAUGGGAAUCUUUAUUUUGGCAAUAGAAAAUACUUAAAAUAGAAAUCACCUGGGGUGCAUAUGAAUAACCAUUACUAGACGUCAAGUUAAAAAACUAAGACUCACUAACAAAAACUUGAAAAGAAUCAUAUUUAUUUUGUAUGAAUACUUAGGGGUUAAUCAUAUAUUGAGAUGACCAGUUUUAAUUGUGUCGUAUUAUUUUUUUUUAUCAUGAUCAUUUUAUAGAUAUUAAGUUUUGAAAAACCAAGAUGCACCAACAAAAACUUGAAAAGAAUCAUAUUUAUUUUGUAUGAAUACUUAGGGGUUAAUCAUGUUUUUAGAUUAUCAGUUUUAAUUGUGUUGUAUCAUUUAUUUUUUAUCAUGAUCAUUUUAUAGAUAUUAAGUUUUAAAAAACCAAGAUGCACCAACAAAAACUUGAAAAGAAUCAUAUUUAUUUUGUAUGAAUACUUAGGGGUUAAUCAUGUUUUUAGAUUAUCAGUUUUAAUUGUGUUGUAUCAUUUAUUUUUUAUCAUGAUCAUUUUAUAGAUAUUAAGUUUUAAAAAACCAAGAUGCACCAACAAAAUCUUGAAAAAAUCAUAUUUAACUCACUAAGUGAAUAUUUACAAAUAAAUUUUAUAUUUGCAUGAUCCGUUUUAACUGAAGAUUAUUAUAUUUUAUUUACAAUCUUAAUUGUUAUUCGUUUAUAUGUUGAUAGUGAUGUAUGUUUUAAUUUAAGAAGAUUUUAAUUUUAUAGUUGUGUACACAUUGAAUGUGCAUACAUAAUACCUAAUACAUAAUACAUGCAUAAUAUAAUACAUGCAUAAUAAUAAUACAUAAUAAUACGUAAUGCAUACAUAAUUGAAUUUUUAUUUUUAGUUUUAAACAAUUUUAAAAUUAUCUUGUACUUUUAAUCGAUACUUUUUUAGUAUUAAUCCAAUAUAAAUUGAAAGUGUGUUCGCAUUGCAAAUGUUGUAUAUUUCCACACUAUAAAAUCAAUUUUAGUUGUAAAUAUUGAUCAUUAAUUAUUUAUUUUGCUUUGGAAAUCAUCGUUUAAAGUAGUUAAACCGUCAUAAUUUCUACUAUGUUUUAAUUUUAAAAUGUUGAUUUUUUUCACGUGUGUUUAAAAAUGUGUCUUGUAAUUGUUUUGUAAUAUUGUAUACAGUAC